AAAACCAAGUUUGUUUCGUCAAAAAUACAGAAAGAAAAUAAACAGGAACUAAAUCGUCGUAAUUAAUAUUAAAUACCACUGUUAUUACUAUUAUCUUCAAGUCCUCAAUGAGGUCAAACAAAUUAACUAAGUUUCUCUCUUAAAAUUCACCAAUGGCUGCGAUACUCGGCGGCGGCCUUAGUGGUUUAUCCACGGCAUAUUAUUUGCUCAAAAACAACUUGAAAAGCAACAGCAACCUCAAAUUGUUUCUACUCGAAGCGACCGGCUACUGCGGAGGAUGGAUCAAGUCUAUUAAAACCAAAGACUACACAUUUGAACUGGGGCCCAGAACCAUCCGGCCGCGAGGUAUGACCGGCCUGAACACCUUGAACAUGAUGCAGGACCUGGGGCUGAGCGAGCACAUCGUGCCCAUCAUGCCCAACCACCCUGCAGCCAAGAACAGGAUGAUCUAUGUCAACAACCACCUCCACACUCUCCCUUCUAGUUUCAAAGGUGUGUUCCAGAAAAAUCAACCCUUUUCCAAACCUUUGAUUUACGCCCUGUUCAAUGACAUAAAGCAACCUAACAAAUUGUUGGAGGAUGAUUCCAUUUACAACUUUGUUGAGAGGAGAUUUGGCAAGGAAAUUGCAGACUAUGCUAUAUCUCCUAUGAUUUGCGGAAUAUGUGCUGGUGAUGCCAAAGAAAUAUCAGUGAAAUUUCUUAUGAAAACACUAUUUGAGUGGGAGCAAGUCCACGGUGGAGUUGUCAAAGGACUGAUGAAAUCUAUGUUCAAAUCCAGCACAGACCAAGAAUUAGAGCUAAGUGAUUUAGCAAAAAAGGCACAGGAAGAGAAGUGGAAUGUGUACACAGUAAGAGGGGGCUUGGAGACCUUCCCCAAUACUUUGCUCAGGCAUCUCAAAGAAAACAAUGUUGAUGUGAGAAUGGAUAACAAAAUUGAUGAAAUUGAGUUCAUUGACUCCAGCACAGUGAAGCUGAUAAACAAAGCUGGAGGUAAAAUAAUAGCUUCUCACAUCUAUUCCUCUAUCCCAGCAUAUUCUCUGGCUAAGCUCGUUGAAAAGCAACACCCAGUUUUGGCCAAAGACCUAAACAGCAUUCCGUUUGUCACUGUUGGUAUUGUCAACCUAUAUUUUUCCACAAAAGCAUCACUCAUUGAACCGGCCUUUGGCUUCUUAGUCCCUCCCAUUGAGAAUUCUCCAAUUCUGGGAGUUGUCUUUGACUCCUGCUGUAUUCCAGACCAAAAUGGCACAGUUCUGACUGUGAUGCUGGGAGGCAAGUGGUUUAAAGAGAAGUUUGGAGACAAUGUUACUGAGAAAGAGCUACUAGACAUUGCACUAAAAGAAAUAAAGUCAAUUUUACACAUCACUGAUGUUCCAGCUGCCCAGAAUGUUAACAUUUUGGACAAAUGUAUCCCACAGUAUGUGAUUGGACAUUAUGAGAGAGUGGACAAGAUCCGUCAAUAUAUUAAGGACAACAAUCUUCCUAUUUCUGUAGUUGGUUGUAGCUAUGAUGGAGUUGGUAUAAAUGAUGUUAUUUAUUCAGCUAAGACACAAGUUAUUAAAGAUUGUACAUAGAGAUUAUAUAUUUUAUCGCAGAUCUGGUUAUGGUUAAUAUUAUACAGAAGCAUUUGAUUAAAGUUAUUGUGCCAUGUCUUCCAAUCAAAGUUACAAAGUAUUAUUGUACCUGCAAAUGAAAUAAUUAUGUACAAGUGAAAAGGAGUCAUUGCCAUGUUUUAAUUGUAAAUACAUGAGUAAUUUUAAAUAACUUUUAUUACUGUUACAUGGGUUUUGUUUAUUUUAAUUUUGUUUAUGUAAGGUGUGAUGAAAACUAAACGGGGUUGUGUUUUACCUUUAUUUAAAAUUUUUGUUUUUUAGGAUUGACUGCAAGCAAUAGGGUUGAGUAUCUGAUAUUUUAAAUACAUUUUUAUUGUACAUUUCUUUGUUUUAUUUCUUUUUUUGACAACCAGCAGCAUCAAUAACAUAUUAUUUAUUUUGUUUAAUCCUUCUGUAUAAUGUCUAAGAUCCCAGCCAAGUUUUAUGCGAAAUACAAAUUAGGUACUGCCAGUUCCUGACUUACUGUAAAGGUCAAUCAAACACGUGAAGUAAGCUGAAAAUAUAUUUAGCUAAUAUUCAACAGCUGAUAAAUACUUGUUGCAUUGCAAUAUAAAUGUGCAAAAGUUAUAAUCUGUUAACGUGUUCACUGCGCUGCAGUGAAACUGGCGACUUCAUUACAAACUUAACCUAAAUUAAUACUUAACACUAAUAAUUAAAUAAACUAUAAUGUAUAAAAAAAAUAAAUUAAACUAACCUCGAAUUUUAAGUUUUUUCAUGCAACAAGUCCAAUUAGGCACAUAUUUUGUAUUGUUCACCCUUAGAUUAAUCUAAGUGUUCACCCUAUAUAUAGCUGCUAUAUUUGAAAAUUGAGUAGAAUAAGAAUAUAUUUUAACAGUGAUAUAAUAUGAUAAAUAUGUUCGAGACUAGCUGACUAUUUAUUUCUG
Messenger RNA from Ostrinia furnacalis (Asian corn borer), 2494 nucleotides. It is a transcript of the gene Ppox, whose product is annotated as protoporphyrinogen oxidase. Gene Ontology annotation, molecular function: protoporphyrinogen oxidase activity, oxygen as acceptor. The transcript has 2 exons. Gene Ontology annotation, biological process: heme biosynthetic process. NCBI's taxonomy places the organism in Eukaryota, Metazoa, Arthropoda, Insecta, Lepidoptera, Crambidae. The coding region runs from base 153 to 1571 and encodes 472 amino acids. The record is from RefSeq and is a predicted model, not a curated record. Gene Ontology annotation, cellular component: mitochondrial inner membrane.